Molecule: messenger RNA, 1500 nt
Organism: Gymnodraco acuticeps
Lineage: Eukaryota; Metazoa; Chordata; Actinopteri; Perciformes; Bathydraconidae
Product: transcription factor E2F3-like
Exons: 8
Coding region: 1-1110 (369 amino acids)
Biological process (GO): regulation of transcription by RNA polymerase II
Cellular component (GO): RNA polymerase II transcription regulator complex
Molecular function (GO): DNA-binding transcription factor activity, RNA polymerase II-specific; RNA polymerase II cis-regulatory region sequence-specific DNA binding; protein dimerization activity
Source: RefSeq, a predicted model, not a curated record
AUGGGCCAGAUCUUUGAGCUCGCUGAGAUGGGUCUUGAGUUUGCGCACUAUGCCACUGUGCCACAGCCUCUCAGUGUAAAAAGAAGGCUGGAGCUGGAAGCAGGAGAAACCCAGGACCUUCAGGAUGGAGACAGGACCUCCAAAUCCAAACAACUGGUGGCUCCUCUGUCCCAAACACCAGGGAAGGCUCCCUCCGCCAGUCCCAUAGCCCGCCGGUCGAUAUGUGAGAAAUCUCGUUUUGAAACGUCUCUGGGUUUGUUGACGCGGAGGUUUGCAGACAUCAUGAGGCGCUCUCAUGACGGCGUCGUGGAUCUGAACUUCGUCGCCAACGAGCUCAACGCCCCGAAGAGACGCCUCUACGACGUCACCAACGUCCUGGAGGGGAUCAAACUCAUCAAGAAGAAGUCCAAGAACUACAUCGAGUGGUUGGGGGGUGAGGUGAACUCAGCAGCAGAUGUGGAGCUGAAGGAUCUGGUGGAGCAGGAGAGGAUCCUGGACGAGUUGAUCCUCAGCUGCAGGAGGCAGGUUCACCGGCUCUAUGAGGACCAGAGCACUCAGAAGUUUGCCUAUCUGACCUACGAGGACGUCCAGCAGAUUCCCAGCCUGAAGGAGCAGACUGUGAUCGUGAUCAGAGCUCCAGCUGAGACAAAACUGGAGGUUCCCCACCCAGAGGAGAGUCUGCAGGUUCACCUCAGCAGCACUCAGGGUCCCAUCGAGGCGUUCCUCUGCUCUGAAAACUCCCUCCCUUUGGGGGCCACGGGGAACUACUUUCACUCCUCCUCAAACGGAAAGACCUCCACCCCCUUCGUGCCUUAUUCACCUUUCGUCCAGGUGUCUUCCAAAGACAAAGAUAACCGUACCUCGGGACUCGAUAAUACCUCCAACACGCCGUCCGGACCGACCCUAAACUCACCUGCAGUCUCCCCUGCAGUCUCCCCCAUGCAAACCUCCCUCCAAUCCCAGAGUUUUGUGACCCUCACCCCCCCCUCAGCGUUCUCCAUUGACGGGGGGGAGUACAUCCUGAGUCUGAAUGAGGAGGAGGAGGGCAUCACUGACCUCUUCUCUUCCUUUGAACUGGACCAUUUGCCCAUGGAUGUGCCGAUUCUGUGAACAGCUGAUCUGGAAGUAAAGUCAUUUUGGAGACCGGGAUAUCGUGGAGGAAAUAUAAAAAAACGACAGAAGAGAUUUCUAUUUUGUUACAUCCUGGACGAUGUGAUUUACUGACACUCAGGUACGUGGAGGAGAUCUUUUUAUACCCUCCUUGUUGACUUCAGGACUCACGCUGUUCUUCGGGAGUCAAUAAGUGUCCUUCAGCAGAAUCUGAGCAUCGCUGUCUCAACACGGGACUAUUUCUUGACCUUUGACCGGUCCCUGGUAUUCAUUUUUUUUAAAAAAAGGACAUUUUGUGUUGUGGUCACAUAGGAGCCUUCACAACAAGCACUGAUCGUUUGGAGUUUAGUGUCAAGAAGUGUUGAUUAAAAGCGUUUAAAAUGCAAAGAA